Messenger RNA from Zygosaccharomyces rouxii, 444 nucleotides. It is a transcript of the gene TOM22, whose product is annotated as Tom22p. NCBI's taxonomy places the organism in Eukaryota, Fungi, Ascomycota, Saccharomycetes, Saccharomycetales, Saccharomycetaceae. Gene Ontology annotation, cellular component: mitochondrial outer membrane. Bases 1 to 444 code for a protein of 147 amino acids. The record is from RefSeq and is a predicted model, not a curated record. The transcript has a single exon. Gene Ontology annotation, biological process: intracellular protein transport.
AUGGUUGAAUUGACUGACAUUACUGACGAAAGUAAGAACUUUAAGACCCCUAAGGAGCAGCAACCAGCUGCUAACGACGACAAGGCCGGUGAUCUAUCGGACGACGAAUACGGUAGUGAUUUUGAAGAUGAUUACGAUGAGAAUGAAACUAUUGCUGACAGACUAGUGGCUCUUAAAGAUAUCAUCCCUCCAAAGCAGAGACAAAAUAUUUCCAGCUUAUUCAACACUGCAUCCUCUUUGGUGAAAUCUUUCUUCUCUAAGAGCGGUAACGUGGCAUGGACAGUAACAACAUCAGCUCUAUUACUCGGUGUUCCUUUGUCACUUUCUAUACUCGGUGAACAACAAUUGAUUGAAAUGGAAAAGAGUUUUGACUUGCAAAAGGAUGCAAACGAUCUACUGGCACAGGGUGACAACAAUGGUCAAUCUGCACCAGCUACUGCUUAA